AUGUUCAGAAACAACUACGAUAACGAUUCCGUCACAUUCUCCCCGCAAGGGAGAAUAUUCCAGGUUGAAUAUGCCGCCGAGGCCGUCAAGCAAGGUUCAGUAGUGGUGGGUUUAGUUAGCAAGACACAUGCAGUUCUAGUCGCUAUCAAGCGAAAUGCAGAGGAACUCUCAUCGUACCAGAAGAAAUUGUUCGCCGUAGACGAGCAUGUCGGCCUAGCCAUCGCCGGCCUGACCUCAGACGCCCGUGUCCUCUCCAACUUCAUGAAGCAGCAGUGCCUGUCGCAGCGGCUAACCUACGACCGCGCGAUGCCCCUCGAGACCCUCGUCUCGCUCAUCGGCGACAAGGCACAGCUCAACACCCAGCACUACGGUAAGCGGCCAUACGGUGUCGGUCUGCUAGUGGCGGGUGUAGACGAGGCCGGACCCCACCUAUUUGAGUUCCAGCCCAGCGGUAUGACCCAGGAGAUGAUGGCGUGCGCUAUCGGAGCCCGCUCCCAGAUGGCACGUACCUAUCUCGAGAAGAACCUGGAUAGCUUUGCGGCGUGCGGCCGGGAGGAGCUGAUCCUCCACGGACUGCGCGCCCUGAAGGAGACGCUGGUCCAGGACCGCGCGCUGACCGUCGAGAACACGAGUGUGGGCGUUGUAGGAUUCAAGGAGCCCGGCAAGAAGGGCCUCGAGUUCUUCAAGGUGCACGACGGCGCAGAGGUCAAGGACUGGAUCAACAGCGUAGCAAACGACAACGACGCGAGCGAGGAAGCGGCAGAGGGAGGAGACGGCAUGCAGGUGGAUGAGUAG
Messenger RNA from Daldinia childiae, 795 nucleotides. RefSeq names its product putative proteasome subunit alpha type-6. NCBI's taxonomy places the organism in Eukaryota, Fungi, Ascomycota, Sordariomycetes, Xylariales, Hypoxylaceae. The record is from RefSeq and is a predicted model, not a curated record. The transcript has 3 exons. Gene Ontology annotation, cellular component: proteasome core complex; nucleus; proteasome core complex, alpha-subunit complex. Gene Ontology annotation, biological process: ubiquitin-dependent protein catabolic process. Bases 1 to 795 code for a protein of 264 amino acids.